AGGAUCCUCUUCAUUGUCCCCAUCUAUGCGCUCGACUCAUGGCUUAGUCUCCUAUUCUUCAGAGACAACUAUUAUGUGUACUUCGAUAGUGUGCGGGAUUGGUAUGAGGCAUUCGUAAUCUACAACUUCUUGAGUCUGUGUUACGAAUACCUGGGAGGAGAGGGAAACAUAAUGACUGAGAUUCGUGGCAAACCCAUCCGCUCGAGCUGGUGGUACGGCACGUGCUGUCUGUCCGGUCGCACGUAUUCCAUUGGUUUCUUGCGGUUCUGCAAACAGGCGACCCUCCAGUUCUGUGCUGUGAAGCCCCUCAUGUCUAUCAUAACACUAGUGCUGCAGGCGGUCGGCAAAUACAAGGACGGGGACUGGAGUGCCGACUCUGGCUAUCUCUACAUCACAAUGAUAUACAACAUCAGUGUUUCUCUGGCUCUCUAUGGACUCGUGCUCUUCUAUCACGCGACUCGAGACCUCCUUUCGCCAUACGAUCCCAUCUGGAAGUUCUUUACUGUCAAAUCUGUUAUCUUCCUGUCCUUCUGGCAGGGUGUUAUUCUGGCGGUCAUGGAGAAGGCGGACUUGAUUUCACCCGUGUUCACAUACGACGGCGAGAGGGCCAGUGCCGGCACAGUGUCCGCUGGAUAUCAGAAUUUCCUAAUUAGUGUGGAAAUGUUUUUCGCGGCGUUGGCCCUGAGAUAUGCGUUCCCCUAUCAGAUCUAUUCGAGCGGGUGUUCGACUGACGGAAACGGCCGAUCGGUGACAAUGCAGAGCAUAUCAAGCAGUCUGAAGGAGACGAUGAACCCGCGGGACAUCAUGAAUGACGCCAUUCAUAACUUUCAUCCCAAUUACCAACAGUACACUCAAUACCAGUCGUCCACCAAAUCGACGAGUGGUUCCAACAAACCGGUGGGAGAGACGGGAGCGUUGAAUAAGUCGGGUGCUGUCAAUGAGCCCCAGAACGGCUACAACAGUGUGUCUAUCGAUGUGAACGCAAUGAACGGUGUGGUGAAUAUGGCGUCCACUGUAGAGCCCGAAGAGUCGGCCAAAACUGGCAAAAAGUCUACUCAACAACAGGGACGACAAAUACCAACGAUUAGUCAGAAUUAUACCGAAAAAACUACUUUAUUAUCGUCUGACGACGAGUUCCAAUGAAUUACAAACCAUUUAACACUUUAUUCUCUUUUCCAUAUUUUAUGAGAUAUUUAUUUGAAACCUAUUUGUCAGGAGUCAUGAAAGUUGUCAACAGAUAUACUAAUGAUUAUUACAAUUUAUUUAUUGAUUACAAAACUGUUUGCUUCUCAUGCGAUGAGAAACUGAGCUAAACCUUGGAGUAAAUUUUGUUUGAGAUCUGUUUUAUGUUUCAAAAGUUGAGCUGAAAUUUGAAUUUAAUACACAGUUAACUAUUAUAUUAAUUGUAAAUUAUUUUCAUUUUUUAAAUGUAGUUUUUGUGCAAUUUGUGAAUAUAUUUUAAGAUUAAUGAUUAAUGAAUUAUUGGCUUGAAUUCAAAGUUUGUGUCCAACAGUUGUCAACACAUAUGUGGCAAAGAAUUGUCAAAUGCAUAUGAGUUAGUAAUUUAUAAAUAAAACUGAGAUUUUGCUUAAUUCGCUAGAAUUGGUCACAAUUUGGCGAUUCUUUGCCCCAUUUGUCACAACAAUGCAAACUGUUGUCAAAUACCAAAGACUUAUAAAUAUAUUUAUUUAAACCUACGAUCAGUGAAAAUAUAUGUUAUUAUAUAAAUAUAUAUAAUUUAUAAGACUUUUCUAUUUUGAAUAUAAAUAUAGCUUUAGUUUUAUUGUAAUUCUCACUCUCUUUGGUAAUUGACAGAAACGGCCAUUAAAUUAGGAUUAAAUACUAUUACAACUUAAUUCAAACAGCUAUUAUUGAUGCUUAUUAUAGAGUUGAUUGAGAUUUCUGUUAAAUAUAUACAUAUAUUUACAUUACUUUAUAUUUCUAUCUCUUUCCAAUUAAUUUGUGAAUUAAAUGUAUUAUAAAAAUCGCUGUACUUUUAGAGUGUUGUUUCACUUCAACCCAAAGCCAUAUUUCGUUAAUAAAUU
Molecule: messenger RNA, 2045 nt
Organism: Oppiella nova
Lineage: Eukaryota; Metazoa; Arthropoda; Arachnida; Sarcoptiformes; Oppiidae
Source: the annotation of a GenBank genome assembly